Etheostoma cragini (Arkansas darter) is the source of this 667-nucleotide messenger RNA. Its product is annotated as ladderlectin-like. The record is from RefSeq and is a predicted model, not a curated record. The transcript is spliced from 7 exons. Bases 152 to 625 code for a protein of 157 amino acids. Lineage: Eukaryota; Metazoa; Chordata; Actinopteri; Perciformes; Percidae.
UGUCAAUCAUAACUAAGCCCCGCCCCUUUCCAAGGUGUAUAAGGGCCUUGACUCUCUUCUCCCUCCAACCCAAACCAGGCAGAACAAAGAUCACUGAUUGUCAUUGGCUUGUUCUUCUCCUCUGUCUCAGCCAAUCACCACGGCAACAAAGAUGACAUCAGUCUUUCCAUUGGCUGUGUGUCUCUGUCUGUCCAGCGGACUGCUGGCUGCAGAUGGUGCCCCCCCCUGCCCUCCUACUUGGACUCAGUUUGGCUCUCGCUGUUUCGGUUACUACAUCCAGCCAAAGACAUGGUCCGAUGCAAAGACCACCUGCAUCGCUGCUGGAGGGAAUCUGGCUUCCGUCCACUCAGCUGCAGAACAUGCAUUCCUCAGAGGCUUCAUUAACAAAGCGGCCAAUACCCGGGAACCCUUCUGGAUCGGAGGCUUCUACUCAGAAGAGGAGGGUACGUGGAUGUGGUCUGAUGGAUCUGCAUUUGAAUACCAAAAAUGGAAUGCGGGGAAGCCUAGUGGACAGGAGAACUGUCUUCUGAUGAACAGGAAAACAACUGGACCGACUGGGCUUGUGACAACAAGGCUUCUUUUGUAUGCUCCAAGUACCUGUUUCUCUUAUUCUAACACACCAUGAUGAUGCUUCUACAGCUCAUAUAUAAUCUCUAUCAUUGAUUCA